GCCAGACCCUCUGACCACGACCAACACCACGAUAUAAAGCUGGACCGGAGCAUGUCCGACACAGGAUCGAAUACGGGAGGAGGGAAUGGAGCGUACGACGAUAUAGAUCGUGAACAGGACCGGUUCCUUCCCAUUGCCAAUGUCGCCAGACUCAUGAAAAGAGGCCUCCCAAAUAACGCUAAAAUUGCAAAAGAUGCCAAAGAGUGUGUUCAAGAGUGUGUGUCAGAGUUCAUUUCGUUUAUCACCUCUGAAGCGAGUGAUCGGUGUCAACAAGAGAAACGGAAAACUAUAAACGGCGAAGAUAUUUUGUGGGCGAUGCAAUCACUGGGAUUUGAAAACUACUGUGAAACAUUAAAAGUUUAUCUGCACAAAUAUCGGGAAGCAACAAAACUCGAGCGCGCUGCGUCAAUACCGAAAGAGGAUUUGGGGAUCAACGGUUUGUCGGACUCUCCCACUGAUGAGGCUGCAGCAAACCAGGCAGCGAUGAACCAGGCAGCGCUCAACUCUGCAGCGGUUGCUUACGCCUUGGCACUGCAACAUCAUCAGCAAACAGCACAGCAACUACGGCAGCAGCAACAAGCAAGUCAUGCAGCGGUUCAACAGCAAGCUACACUACAACAGCUCCAACAGCAGCUACAACAUCAGCAAGCGACGGCAGGUCAGCAAGGGCAGCAAGGCACACUACCUUCCAUCACACCACAGCAAUUGCAAGCGCUCGCUGCCCAUUACGCCGCACAGCAAGCCCAAUUUACUACAUAGUUGGAAUUUAACGAUAGUUCUAGUCACUUUUUGGCCAUUUUAGAGCAUGAGCAUUUUAUUUUUGUUACCGGCUGUAUCCGCACUUGGUUGUAUGGAGGGUACUUUUCUUGUAUGUAUGUUUUUAUGUUAUGGGUUGGAAUGAAGAAUAGCACGGAAAUGGCGGCGAUGAGGGGAAUCGUAGGUGCCGAAGUCCCAGUUAAAUGCUACAUGUUAAUUGGUCUUUGAGUGCACAAGGUAAUUGCUGGUUGCUUAUGCACCAAAACCAGUAUGAAGAGGAUCCAGAAUACGAAUAU
Spizellomyces punctatus DAOM BR117 is the source of this 1052-nucleotide messenger RNA. RefSeq names its product nuclear transcription factor Y subunit B-3. The record is from RefSeq and is a predicted model, not a curated record. Gene Ontology annotation, cellular component: CCAAT-binding factor complex; nucleus. Gene Ontology annotation, molecular function: RNA polymerase II cis-regulatory region sequence-specific DNA binding; DNA-binding transcription activator activity, RNA polymerase II-specific; protein heterodimerization activity. The transcript is spliced from 2 exons. Gene Ontology annotation, biological process: regulation of transcription by RNA polymerase II. Bases 52 to 759 code for a protein of 235 amino acids. Lineage: Eukaryota; Fungi; Chytridiomycota; Chytridiomycetes; Spizellomycetales; Spizellomycetaceae.